Molecule: messenger RNA, 698 nt
Organism: Nematolebias whitei (Rio pearlfish)
Lineage: Eukaryota; Metazoa; Chordata; Actinopteri; Cyprinodontiformes; Rivulidae
Product: claudin-4
Exons: 1
Coding region: 13-675 (220 amino acids)
Biological process (GO): bicellular tight junction assembly; cell adhesion
Cellular component (GO): bicellular tight junction; plasma membrane
Molecular function (GO): structural molecule activity
Source: RefSeq, a predicted model, not a curated record
UCGGAUCGGACCAUGUACUCUGCGGGUCUGGAGAUCCUGGGCAUGAUCCUGGCCGUGGCCGGAUGGUUGGGGGUGAUGGUGGCCUGCGGCAUGCCCAUGUGGAGGGUGACGGCGUACAUCGGGCAGAACAUCGUCAUCUCGCAGGUGAUCUGGGAGGGUUUGUGGAUGAACUGUUCGGUGCAGAGCACGGGGCAGAUGCACUGCAAGGUGCACGAGUCCAUGCUGGGGCUGCCGGUGGACCUGCAGGCGGCCCGCGCCCUGGUCAUCGUCUCCAUGGUGCUGAGCAUCGUGGGCAUCUGCCUGUCCGUGGCCGGUGCCAAGUGCACCAACUGCAGCCGGGACGUGAGCAGCAAGCCCCGCAUGGUGGUGGCCGCCGGGGGGACCUUCGUCGUGGCCGGACUGCUGCUGCUGGUGGCCGUGUCCUGGACGGCCCACGCCAUCGUGCUGGGCUUCUACGACCCGCUGCUGGAGGAGACGGCCAAGAGGGAGUUUGGGAACGCGCUGUACUUUGGUUGGGCUGCCUCCUGCCUGCUCAUUCUGGGGGGGGCCCUGCUUUGUUGCUCCUGCCCACAAAGAUCCCCGCCGAGCGGAGGCGGCUCCGCGCCUCCCCGAGUGGACUACUCAGCCGUCAAACCCACGUCAGUCAGCCGGUACACGAAAAGAGACUACGUCUGAAGGGGCCCCGACCUCUGAGGACA